This is a messenger RNA of Yamadazyma jaroonii, 1866 nucleotides long. The record is from the annotation of a GenBank genome assembly. NCBI's taxonomy places the organism in Eukaryota, Fungi, Ascomycota, Pichiomycetes, Serinales, Debaryomycetaceae.
AUGGAUUAUCCUAAAGGUUCAGACCCUUAUACGGCAAGGCAAUACCUACUUCAUCAUCUAUAUUCUCCAUUAAUAUCGGUAGAAUCAUCUCCUAAUUCAGAUGUUAUCUUACAAUCAAUCCUUAAUGAUAAUGAUAUCUCCAUGUUAUCGAUAUUGAAACCUUAUGGUAAUAAUGUGAAGUAUUCUAUACAAAAUCAAUUCUUUAAAUUAACCAAUAAUCAGUUAAUCACCAAGAAUUAUCCCAGUUUUCCUAUCAGAUUUGAACCUUCAUUGCCCGACUUGUUAUCAAUAAAUUCCGAUUUAUCUAAGAGUUCAAAAUCCAAUUCAUUGCAUCAAUUAUUUAGCAUUUCAUCUUUGGAAUUAUUAUUAAAGAAAAUUUAUCCAGAAAAUGAUGAUUUAUAUUUAACUUUCUUCAAUAAGAUCAUAACUUCCAACUUAAUAACACCAUUUGAAACAUUCAAUCAUCCAAUUUCCCAAAUAUUCAUCAUAAAUUAUAAUAACGAUUCUAUCGACUUUUUAAGAUCAAAGAUUGUUGAAUUCAGAAACUAUAAUUUCCCAAAAUAUUUCCAAAUUGAUGAUUUACUUAUUCAUGUUUUUGUAUUAUAUGACACCACAGUAACGGAUGAAGAUGAAAUAUUACAAUUCCAAAAUUUAAUUAAACAAAAGUUAUCAGUUUCCUCAACUAUAAUUCCUAUAAUUUUCGAAAAAGAAGGAGAGGAAGAAUUUGUUGAAAUAUUGAAGAAUGAAAAUUCAACUAUUGAUGAAGAAUUACAAAGAAUUUCAUUACAAAAAGAUCAACCUUUCGAAAAAUAUUUCAAAAUACCCAAGAAGCUUGAUUUUCAAUUCAAAUCCAAAAUAUUUGAAUUCAUAUCUCAAUAUUUGAUACCUCAUAUGGAGAGAAAUAUCAGGAUUUGGGAUGAUCAGAUUUUAGCACCUAGAAGAUCCAUUGCAUCGAGAUUCUUUUCAGUAUCUAAGAAAUUAUUUAAUAACAAUAAUAAUGAAAAUACUUCUCAAUUCAAUUUCCAAGACAAUUAUUAUCACAAAUCAUCACCAGAACAAAUAAUAAGGAAAUUGGCCGAUUGGAGUUUAAUCUUAAAAGAUUUCAAAUAUAGUUAUUCGGUUUACGAUUUCAUAAAGAAAGAUUAUACCAAUGAUAAAGCGUGGAUUUAUGUUGCUUCAACUCAAGAAAUGUGCAUGGUAUCAUUAUUAUUGGUACAAACUCAAUUACCCAAUACUCAACCCAUUGACAAGAACACUUUAAGAAAGAUCAGACAUGAUAUUGUUGAGCCAAGUUUAGAUAACUUAUCAUAUACUUAUAAAUCCCGAUUGAAUCUCAAGACUUAUAGUUUAAGAACUCACUUAGUGGUGAUAGAAUUACUUUUAUGCAUGUGUUUGACCUAUAACAUGUCAUGGUGGUGGCAGGAUCUCAUUGAAAAGUAUUUACUCAAAGUAUUAGGUGAGUUUGAUAACCAUUUAGUAUCGUCAAAUCAAUCUCUGCAAGUGAUAAAGGCUAUCUUGUUAGAAAGAUUAGGUUACAGUUUUGGGAAGUUUCAAUCUACUGAUAAAUUUAUAGAUUAUGAACAAUUAAAAGUACAAUCUCAAGAUGAUGCACAAGAAGAAGGAUUAUAUGAAAAUGAAAAGAAAUUAUUACCACGAAUUGAUGCUGCUAGUUACGGAUUCAACAGAUAUAGGAAAUCAUCAUUGUGGUACCUUUUAUCCAUUAAGGAAUGGGAAAACUUGGGUAAUCUUGAACACAUCAAGUUUUUAUUGACCAAUAUCACCGAAACAUAUGAUCUAGAAUCCAAAGACAAUUGGUAUGAUAGAAAAGAUUUAUUGUUAGGGUCCAUAAAGCAUAGAGUAGAAUAA